Psilocybe cubensis is the source of this 978-nucleotide messenger RNA. RefSeq lists its product as uncharacterized. The transcript is spliced from 6 exons. Bases 1 to 978 code for a protein of 325 amino acids. The record is from RefSeq and is a predicted model, not a curated record. NCBI's taxonomy places the organism in Eukaryota, Fungi, Basidiomycota, Agaricomycetes, Agaricales, Agrocybaceae.
AUGUUCCCCUCUCUACGUCCCGGUCAAUUAGCCUUCUUGGUCGUGUUCCACUCUCUACUCUUUUUCUCUCUUCAAGCCAAUGCCGCCCCCGUAAAUGCCACAGGAAAGCCUACCCAGGUCACCACCGUUCACACUACCGAUACUGCUCUCGGUUUAAUGACGGAGACCUGUGUGAUUGUGCUCACGCCGAUUAAGGAUGCACAAGGAAACGAUGCCGUGCAGGAGGUCAGGACAUGUACAGUCACGAUGGAUUCGACAACAACGACAUCGAGCACUGGCUCUGCCUCAUCGACAACUGUCGCCUCGUCUUCAUCUUCAUCUAUUUCCAUCGCUUCAACGACUUCCGCCUCGUCUUCAGUGUCUACUGCAUCGACAUCGACCGCUGCGACAGCGACAUCGGCAUCGGCUUCGUCCUCAAGUGGGAUUGUGGUCAUUGGUAUUUCAACUGUGUCGGGAAGUCAGACCUCGUCCAUUGCUGCAUCAUCCACAAUUCUUGAAACCAGCGCUACGCCCACUGCCAGUGCAACCUCUUCUGGAAUAGUUGUCAUUGGAAUAUCCUCUGUUUCAGGAUCGCCAACGACAUCGGCAACAGUCCCUCCUACUGUCACAGGGAGCGUUCCAAUCGUAGUAGUUAGCUCUACAGCCAGCGACACGGCUACCGCCACUUCCCCAGCAACUACUGAUGCAAACCCCACUCCUACCGCUUCCCCUGAUUCGGCGUCCUCUGCGACCUCCGCCGCUGCAUCAGGCUCGGCCGCUGCUGCUUCCGCGUCCCCAAGCCAAGAUACCUUCCAACUGCCCGGCAAAAAGCUGUCUGUCCUCCCUAUCGGUCUUGGUGUCUUUGCUGGAAUCUCCGUAAUCGCUUUGAUUGUGGUUGGGUUGGUGACCUACGAGCGCACGAAAUAUCGCAAGGCGUUCCGGCAACGUAAACUUGCAGAAUCUGGCGCUAACAUGGGCUAUGGAGGCAAUGCGGCUUGA